UAUAUUGGGGAAGAGAGAGAAAGGAAACUUAUCCAUUGAAAGAUCUAUAAAAGCAGAUCACACCUCCUCAAGCAGAGUUAGCAUGGGCAGGCUACAGAUAUAGGGUUCAGAGAGAGGGUUAGAGAAUUCAUUGUAUCUGUGAGGAAGAACAGCGUUUAUACGUGUAAAAUAUAUGAUCUCAAUCUCUAUUUAUCUCUGUAAAGUGGAGAAUUGAAAGCACAGACGCAACAAUCGAUUGGUGUGUGAUUCUGCAAUGGCCGCAUCGAGGAGCUAUUUCCCGAGGGCUAACUACCGGUUCCUGUCGACUGACCGCGACGCGCCGAUCGGCGGCGACUCCGUGUUUGAACUUGAGGAGUCGGACGUGUGGAGCGCGGCUCACUCUGUUUCUCCGGAGCGGCGGAAGGCGAUUCCGAGUUCUCGCGUGAGGAAACCGUCGGCCGUGAGCGGCACGCGCGUGGUCGGAGCGGCGCCGGGGUCGUUGCCGGUGAACGUGCCGGACUGGUCGAAGAUACUGAAGGACGAGUACAGGGAGAACCGGCGGAGAGACUGCGACGAUGAUUUCGACGACGAGGAGGACGGCGACGGCGGCGAUCGGGUCCCGCCGCACGAGUUCGUUGCGCAGCAGUUAGCCAGGACUCGAAUCGCCUCCUUCUCGGUGCACGAAGGCAUCGGGCGCACCCUCAAAGGCAGAGACCUGAGUAGAGUCCGCAACGCGAUUUGGAAGAAAACCGGUUUCGAAGACUAACCUAACUACAACGGAGGCGAGGAUUUUUCCUUUUUCUUUUCCCCUUUUUUUUUCUUCGUUUUCAAAUUUUCCGCUUCCAUAUUUCCGGAUUUUGUUUUUUUUUUUUAUAUUUAUUUUCGGAAGUGAACUGCCUAGCGGAAACGGAUUACACGCUUGUAAUCGUAACGUUAAGGAGAUAAAAUUUAAGAAAAAGAAAUUAGUUCCAUUAUCAUUA
Messenger RNA from Ipomoea triloba (trilobed morning glory), 959 nucleotides. RefSeq lists its product as uncharacterized. The transcript has a single exon. Bases 254 to 745 code for a protein of 163 amino acids. NCBI's taxonomy places the organism in Eukaryota, Viridiplantae, Streptophyta, Magnoliopsida, Solanales, Convolvulaceae. The record is from RefSeq and is a predicted model, not a curated record.